CCCAAGAAGACGGAUUGUUUUGUGUAUCUAUGGAUGGGCAACGUGUCUGUUCCCGACUUGUUGACUUUGCUUAAGCUGUUCCCUCCACUUGGAACGUCUUCCUUGCCCUUGUUUCCGUGAAUGGAAAGCUGUUCUCCAAGGCUCUGCUCAAAUACUACCUCUCCGAGGAAGCGCUCCCUGAUCGCCUAGCCGGAAGUCAUCCCUCCCGCAUCUGAACUCGCAGCGCGUGUUAGUAAAGGACGUUCGUGUCACUUCUCACUUCUCACCCAGUAGUAUAUAUUGCCGGCCUGGUGGCCCUGGGUAAACUAUGAGCCCCCGAAGGAAAGGUCUCCGUUGUAUUUGCCCUUGUAGCCCUUGCAGCUGCCGCGCGAAGCAGGUAUGUGAGAGACAGGAGGAUGGAGUUGUUAGUAAACUUGGUUGUCUGACCGCUCUUGGUUCCAAUCCUGACGUAGUCAGUGGCCUUGGGCGUUUCUAAGCCUCAGUGUCUUUGCCUACAAAGAGGAGGUAGUAAUACUUAUUCAGAGGUUGUUGCCAGGGAUAAAAGACAAAACAUGCCAGGAGUUUAGUGCAGGGCCCCACACAUAUUAAGUGCUCGGUACACCUCAACUACCACUAUUCUGCAUCAGAGAUCAAGCAGUGUUUGUUGACUGCAUUGGUGAUGGCGUGGCUGGAUUGCUGCACACACUGGGUGGCUUCUUACGAUCUUGAGAGCAGUAUCUGUGACCCAGCCAUGGAGGCCUUCUUUUCUGCAUAUUCAAACCGGGAACUUGGAUCUAGGCCCUUACCCUCGGAGGCGGCUUUCUAAUUUCUCCAACCCAUACGCCUUCUGGCGCCCUCGUGUGGCCCUGGUUGUUUUCUGGGCGAAUCUGUGGGGUCCCCUGAAGGUCUGGAAACUCCGCGCCGGUGGGGAUCAUCUUCUGCACAAUAGGCGCUCGCCAGCCACCACGCCUCGCCCAGUGAGGAGCAGCGGGAGCUACUGUGAGGCCCACAGAAAGACCUGGCUCAGCACUGGCCUUGGAAAAAACAGAGACUGGUUCCAGCCCAACCGAGGCGCCCCAUAUCCGGCCCUGGCCGCCCCAAGCAUUUUUUUUUUUUUUCUCCGCCAAGAUGGUGGGAGACCGGUCUCAGCUGGAAGGGACGGGUGGAAGGUGCAGGGACUGUGGACAACGCCCCCGGGCGCGGCACACACGGCUAGAGUUGGGGCGAGCCGUGGAGAGCUGUCCUGCGGGUCCAGCUGCGUUGGGAGUUGUGGGUGCCCAAGGCCAAGAAGAGAAAGGCGGGAGGGGAGAGAGGCGGGGCUGUUCGGCAGCCAGCGGAAAUGGUGCGGGGAGUCAGCCCCUGGGGCCGCCCGGAGAGCUGGGAUGCGGCGCGGGCCACGUGCACCCGGGAGUACUUAGGGUGGCGGCGGCCCGCGGGUCGUGGGGGAGACCCUCUGUGGGAAGAGCCUUGCCGGUGCCUCUCUUCUCAGAAUUGAGACUAUUGACGUCCCAGGCGGGGCCGGCUUCUCCAAACCAGGCCAGGGGCUGCAGGGAGAAGAAUGCACCUGGUAUUGCUGCGGAUCGCAACCGCUCGGGCGCAAAGAUCAAGAGAGAGAGGUGGGGAUCCCGGGAGAGAUGUCCUUUCAACCCCGUGUCUCUGCUAAAUGCCUUUUGGAUCCAAGCAGUGGAGCCCAUUGGAUGACUGGACUAACUCAGAGACUAUUACUGAGGCUUAUUAGGCUGGCAAAAAGAAUUCUAGCCAAAUCUUCCAGGUUAGAAGAGAAAUGACAGCUGCCCCUGAAGGGAUUCCCAGGAUGGAGCACAGCAACCAUCCUACAAAGGGUUAAUACUCCCCCUCCCCUGGCCCCCAACUUGCUGCCAGAGAUCAGCUAAUCUGAUAAUUACAGCAACAAACACAGUUUAGACAAACAAGACCUGACCCUGAGGGUUUGGAAUGAAAACAUUUACUCUCUCCCUCCCCAGAGAGACGGUGCCUGGAGCAUACACACAGAGACACUGGGAAAAUACCCCUGUGCUGGAGCGAGGGGUGAAAACAUCUGUGUUCCUGAGCUGCUUGGGAAGAUAGCGUUAAUGGGGAGGGGGUUCAGUGGGGGAGGCGGAGGAGUGGGCAGUGGUGCAGUGGGAGGGUGUGCAGGCUGGGAGCAGAUGGAACAUGUACCCAUAACUGGAGCUAUAAGCCAAUUGUAAUUGAUUUUUACAGCAGAGGCAGAGUGCAGGGAGAGGUACAUAGGAGACUCAGCGAUUCAGAAUUCUAGUGAAAAACCUGGAAAAUGGCUAAGUGGGGAGAAACGUCCUACGACACCAAAGUGGGGUCUAUUUUUUUAUUAAAAAAUGUUUUUAAUGUUUAUUUAUUUUUGAGAGAGAGAGAGGGAGAGAGCACGCAUGAGAGAGCGGGGGAGACACAGAAUCCAAAGCAGGGUCCAGGCUCUGAGCUGUCAGCACAGAGCCUGACUUGGGGUUCAAACCCAUGAACCAUGAGAUCAUGACCCCAGCUGAAAUUGAGCUUUAACCCACUGAGCCACCCAGGCACCUGAGGAUCUAUUCCUGAGAGCUAGAGGCGAAGAAUAUUCAAAACAGCCCGAUUCUAAGUCGAGUUGAUAUCUGCCCACCAGGGAGUGAGGGGCUCAUCCUUUUCUCACCCCCAAAAUUUGGCUUCAAAUUCUGCCGGCCUCAAAACAUGUCAAACUAUUUCCUCCCCUUUUACUUCUAAAUGCUGGUUCCUAGAAGAAACCUUUCUGGGUUGCUUAAACGGGAGGGGCUGAUGUGCCUUCAGUCUGGAAUUCCAGCAGUUACUCCUUCCCAACUCUACCCUCAUCAUUUCUUUCUUACACUUGGCUGAUGGUGUGUCAGCCCGUAAACGCUUCCUGGCCACUUUGACCUCUCCAAAUUAUGGUGAGGCAUCCAAAUCCUUGGGGGAUUGCAGAUCACUGUAUGGAUUACACCCAGCUAAGAGGAAUAACUGUGAUUGAUGAUAGGAUCAAGGUUUAAAGUGAAUUCCAUAAGGUGAAAGAUGGUCUAAAAUCAAUAAGAUAGGAUGUGCCAAGAAUGUGACGCACUGCAUUUAGGUCCAAUAAUCAACUGUACAAGUAUGAGAUGGAAAGACCUAGAAAACAAUAGUUUAUGUAAAACAACAACAACAACAACAAAGCAAAACGUUUUGGCCAAUAACUGGUUCAAUAUGAGAUGAG
Messenger RNA from Prionailurus viverrinus (fishing cat), 3187 nucleotides. Its product is annotated as collagen alpha-2(I) chain-like. Lineage: Eukaryota; Metazoa; Chordata; Mammalia; Carnivora; Felidae. The transcript has 2 exons. The coding region runs from base 1108 to 1680 and encodes 190 amino acids. The record is from RefSeq and is a predicted model, not a curated record.